This is a messenger RNA of Theobroma umbraticum, 1418 nucleotides long. RefSeq names its product protein CANDIDATE G PROTEIN-COUPLED RECEPTOR 2-like. Gene Ontology annotation, molecular function: G protein-coupled receptor activity. The record is from RefSeq and is a predicted model, not a curated record. Gene Ontology annotation, biological process: G protein-coupled receptor signaling pathway. NCBI's taxonomy places the organism in Eukaryota, Viridiplantae, Streptophyta, Magnoliopsida, Malvales, Malvaceae. Gene Ontology annotation, cellular component: plasma membrane.
CUUCUUCUCACCAUCGAGUCAGCAACCUAAUCGAUCAUCGAGCUAAAGCUUUCAAGAUUACAAAACCAAAUCCUGAGAAUCCCAAUUUCCAUCUUUAAUAUAUUUUUUUAAUUUCUUUUCUUCCCCGUUUUCUUUAUGAAAUUUAAACACUGAGAAGAAAAUGCAGUCCAUUGAAAGUAUCACAGAUUCCCCAUUCACUCAAAACCCUAAUAAUUCUUCUUCUUCUCCUGUUAAUGGGUUGUAUGGGUGGCUCUCUGAAUGUCAUGGGUUUUGGCAUAACUUAGCUCUUAUUAUUCCUUCUCUUCUCUUUGUUCUCUUCCUUGGUUUUCAAGCCAAAAAAAGCUUCCAAAAGCUCUCUCAUGGCAGGUCUUAUAUCAUGAUUUCUUAUUAUGGUUGCCUUUGGCUCGUUAGCUUGCUCAAUCUUGCUUGGUGUUGUCUUCAGGCCUGGGAAUGCACUCCUGGAAAGGAAAUGGCAUGGAAUAUCUUGUCAUUAUUUACAACUUCUGGGAUGUUGUUCCUAGAAGUUAGCCUGGUGGCAUUUUUACUUCAAGGAAACUAUGCUAGUGGGUUGGAAGCUUUGACACGGACAUUUGUUGUUUCAGGGCUUAUUGUUGGUUUGGACUUACUUCUGAAGGCUAUCUACCUAUUUGGAUUUGGUGUCCCAUUGUUCAUUGACAAUACCGAGCAUCCACAUCAGGUGAAAUGGGGCCUGUGGGUUGUUCACAGGCUAGUGCUGACUGCUAUUUAUGGCUUCAUACUGUUUAUGUACCACUCCAAGUGGAGAGAAAGGUUACCUGCACGACCUGCAUUUUACAAAUACAUUGCUAUAAUGUUCAUCUUGAACGCACUAGCUCUGAUUGCUUGUGGACUAACUGGAAAUGGUGCUGGUUUUGGUUUUUGGUUGUACAGCGCCACACUUGUUUGCUACCAUGCCUUGUACCUUCCUCUUCUGUAUAUAACUUUUCUGGCAGAUUUUUUCCAGGAGGAAGACUUGCAUUUAGAGAAUGUCUACUACUCGGAGAUGAAAGACGCUGGUUUCUUUGACACUGACUGGGAGUGAGCACUUUAUCAACUUUGAGUUACAAAUUUCUCUUGUCAAUAGGCUCUGUAAAUGAAAUUAAAUGCAAUCCAGAUUGCAAUGUCUGCUAAAAGAGUUGUUUGAUCAUGUCUGCAUGUAGUAUGUAUAAAUUCUGCUAUGGCAACGAAGCCAAUAAUCUAGAAUUUGCUUUAGCCUUAAGCUUCUCCAUACCUGGCGUAAUCAGUUUGUCCUUGUUUCUGGUUCUGUCUGUAUGUAUUGAGCAACUAGGUGAUUUGAGCUCAGGUGGUUGAGAGUUUAAGUUAUAAUAGAGUUUCUAGAGUUCACGCUGUAAUACUCUCUGAUUUUAUGAAGUCAAGUGCAAAUAAAAGCAUUGUGUACA